This is a messenger RNA of Condylura cristata (star-nosed mole), 600 nucleotides long. RefSeq names its product keratin-associated protein 13-1-like. The record is from RefSeq and is a predicted model, not a curated record. The coding region runs from base 1 to 600 and encodes 199 amino acids. The transcript has a single exon. Lineage: Eukaryota; Metazoa; Chordata; Mammalia; Eulipotyphla; Talpidae.
AUGUCCAACAACUGCUGCUCUAGAAACUUCUCCAGCUCUGAAAACUUCUACUCCACCUCCAUUGGGGGCACUAGGAACUACCCUGCCUCCUCCUGUGGCUCUUCCUUCCCCAACAUCGUGGUCUACAGCUCUGACGUGGCCUCUCCCAGCACCACCCAGCUGGGCUCUCCUCUCUCCAUUGGCUGCCAGGAGACCUGCUGUGAGCCCUCCAGCUGCCGGGUGUCUCCUGUGGUGUCCAGCCCCUGCCAGGCUUCCUGCUUCCGGCCUAGGCUCCUUGCUUCCGGCAGCCCGUGCCUGCCUUCCUGCUUCCGCCCCAGGCUCUCCUUGCUUUCUAGCCCCUGCGGGGUGCCCUGCUCCAGCCCCAAGCCCACUACUGUCUGUAGCCCCUGUGGCUUGACUUACUCUGGAAAUCAGGGCAUUGGCUCCAGCAGCAGCUGCUCCCAGGUGUAUCAAUCUAGUAGCUCCUACUCAGCCGGGUGUGGGACCAGUAGCUUCAGACCCUUGGCGUGUGGGGUCCCUGGGUUCCCCUCUCUGAGCCUUGGCUCUGGAGUCUGCCGCCCAGUCUCCCUGACUUCCGGCACCUGCCAGUCGCCUUGUUAA